AGUCUGCGGGAGGGGCCCGAGACUACGUGUUGUUAACCUCUCCAGGGUAGCACGUGAUUGAGUGGCGAAUGCCGUGAAGGCAGACGUCUGGAAACGCACCUUCCCGACCACACGCACCUGAGCCUGGGGGACGCCGCCACCCCCUCACCCCGGGCACACGGACGAGGUCUCAGGCCCUAACCUUAGCUGCGCAGAGCACCCAGCCCCCUUGGUCUCCCCCGCCCCCUCUCCCCCACUUCCUGCCCAGCUUUCAACUCGCGAUCAGCGGCUCGGCUAGGACUUUGUAAACACACCGCGCCUGCGGGGGCGGAGACUCAUUUUAUUUGGGCUCCGGAGCGAGUGGUUCUCGCCCCUCCCCGCGGCUGAAGGCUGCGACCCCACCUCUCAACUCCCCGAGACUGAAGCCGGAGGCUGCGGGAGAGUGUCUUCGUCGCAAUAGAUGCUCCGGGGGGGCUCACCUGCCAAGGAGGUGUGCGAGGAGCAGCGCUGUGAGGAGGAAGUCUUCCCCCUGGCCAUGAACUACCUGGAUCGUUACCUGUCCUGUGUCCCCACCCCCAAGGCGCAAUUUCAACUCCUGGGUGCGGUCUGCAUGCUGCUAGCCUCCAAGCUGCGCGAGACUACGCCCCUGACCAUCGAAAAAUUGUGCAUCUACACCGACCACGCUGUCUCCCCCCGCCAGAUGCGGGACUGGGAGGUGCUGGUCCUGGGGAAGCUCAAGUGGGACCUGGCUGCUGUGAUUGCCCACGACUUCCUGGCCCUGAUCCUGUACCGGCUCUCUCUGCCCAGUGACCGACAGGCCUUGGUCAGAAAGCAUGCUCAGACCUUUUUGGCCCUCUGUGCUACAGAUUACACCUUUGCCAUGUACCCACCAUCCAUGAUCGCCACAGGCAGCAUUGGGGCUGCAGUGCAAGGCCUGGGUGCCUGGCCCGCAUCCGCAGAUGAGCUCACGGAGCUGCUGGCAGGGAUCACAGGCACUGAAGUGGACUGCUUGCGGGCCUGUCAGGAGCAGAUUGAAGCUGCACUCAGGGAGAGCCUCAGGGAAGCUGCCCAGACAUCCCCCAGCCCAGCACCCAAAGCCCCCAGAGGCUCCAGCAGCCAGGGGCCCAGCCAGACCAGCACUCCCACAGACGUCACAGCCAUCCACCUGUAGCCACGGAGAGGCCCCCUCCAAUGGCCACUGACAGCAGCGGAGGGUCCCUGCCACCCUCCCUCCCUGCAGGAACAAACCACGUCGCAUCUGCCACAACUGAAGUCUGGGGGGGCUCCUUCCUAUUUGCCCUUCGCUAAAGAGAAGGGGGCAGGUCCUGCCUAUCCCUGCCGUGUGCACUAAGAGGCCCGGCCAGCCACCUUUGGGUGGCUAGUCAGGCUCCUCCUUCUCCCUGCCUCUGACCAGCCCAGCUCCUUCCCUGGUUCUGGCUGGGGGUGGGUCGGCUGGUCAGAGACAGAAUUGAAGAAGGUAAAAUAGAUGUAACCAGCAUUCCUUAUUGAGGCCCCCUAUCUCUGGGGCUCUCACGUUCUCAACUGCCAAAAUGCCUCGGUGCCUUAUAAAGGUGCUGCACCUUCUAGAGUUACUGCAUUUGGAUUGGGGUCUUUCUGAAGAAAUUUCUGAUAUUCUGAGGGGACACAGUCUGGACAGCUCUUCUCAACAUACUUUGGAGAGCCCUGCAUAAUCCGCGCGCACAGCUGCUCCUAGAGGGAGGGGCCCAGGCCUCUGUCAGAGAUUCCAGAAUCAACCAGUUCCUCCUCGCUUUGCUUUCUGCCCAGUUUCUCCUGUGAUUGAGGGGGUGGGGUCAGUGCUGAAGGAAGAGGUGGUUUUAAUUUAUUAAUUGUGUUGAAUACAACUGUAAGAGGGUGUGGUGGGGCCCACCAGCCCAAGUGGUGGUGACCCUGGCGGUUGCUGCAUCCCUCCUCUGCUACUGGCUAGAGGAUCUUUGUGACCGAGGAGCUGCUACAGCCUGGGAGGGGCCAGGCCCUCCUCUCCCUUUGGCCCUCUGCCCCGUCCUGCAUCAGGGGAUGAAGGAGGGAUGACCUGGAGGUGACCAAGCCCGCUGUCUGGAGAUGCAAGCCCUGUUAACACAGGUCUUUCCUAAGGCCACAAGGUCUAGUUGCUGGCCCAGGACCAUCAUGCUACCUUAAUAAAGAUUGUGGAAUAAA
This is a messenger RNA of Myotis davidii, 2154 nucleotides long. It is a transcript of the gene CCND3, whose product is annotated as cyclin D3. NCBI's taxonomy places the organism in Eukaryota, Metazoa, Chordata, Mammalia, Chiroptera, Vespertilionidae. Gene Ontology annotation, biological process: positive regulation of G1/S transition of mitotic cell cycle; regulation of cyclin-dependent protein serine/threonine kinase activity; mitotic cell cycle phase transition. The transcript has 6 exons. Gene Ontology annotation, molecular function: cyclin-dependent protein serine/threonine kinase regulator activity. Bases 440 to 1150 code for a protein of 236 amino acids. The record is from RefSeq and is a predicted model, not a curated record. Gene Ontology annotation, cellular component: nucleus; cytoplasm; cyclin-dependent protein kinase holoenzyme complex.